CCCCCUUCUGCUGCCUCUCUCUCUUUCUCUCUCUCUCGUUUUCUCUCUCUACUUAUUUUUGCGUGUUUUGAUUAUAGAAGAUGAGAAAAAUUUAUGAAAGAAAAAGAGGGAAACAAGAAAUAAAUGCUGUGGAUAUGUGUGUGUUUGUGUGGGCUUGACAGCAAGGCAUAUAGAUGAACCUGAGUACGGCAUCUUUUUCGAAAACUUCAUUUCAUUUCAGGAAAAAGGAAGAUAGCAUUUUUUAGCUCUAGCUCUAGCUCUAGCUAGCCAGCCAUGGGUUGAUAUAUGCAUCUCUCUCUCUCUCUCUUUCUCUUUUAAUAUUUUGCUUGAUUUUGGUUGCUUAUAUAUAUGUGUGUAGUUCGGAUGAUAUGUUUUUGGUUUUACUUUUUGAUUAAUUUGCAUAUAUAGCUAGGAGUUGAGAAGAAGAAGUUGUUCAUGAAUUCUGGGAUAAGAUUUGGAAAGUUCUCAAAUUGCAUGUGAAUAUAUAUUGACGGGGUUGAUUAAUUAGUACGACAAGGGAUUGAUUCAAUGGCAGCUUCUUCUUCAUCAGCAGCGGCACCUUUUCUUGCAAUGAGAGACCAAGAACAGAAUCAGAUGAAACAAAAUCAUUCAUCAGCACCAUCUUCAUCAACCGCUCCACCGCCCCCGCCGCCAAAGAGAAGAAAAAAUCAGCCUGGAACGUCAAAUCUAGAUGCAGAGGUGAUAGCACUAUCUCCCAAGACCCUAAUGGCUACAAACAGAUUCCUUUGUGAGGUUUGCAACAAAGGGUUUCAAAGGGAGCAAAACCUUCAACUGCACCGAAGAGGACACAACCUGCCUUGGAAACUAAAGCAGAAGACAACAAAAGAGGUUAAGCGUAAGGUGUAUUUGUGUCCAGAGCCCACAUGUGUACACCAUGACCAUUCAAGAGCACUUGGAGACCUCACUGGUAUUAAGAAGCAUUACUCAAGAAAACAUGGAGAGAAGAAGUUCAAGUGCGAAAAGUGCUCUAAGAAAUAUGCAGUACAUUCUGAUUGGAAAGCUCACUCAAAAACCUGUGGUACUAGAGAGUACAGAUGUGACUGUGGCACUCUUUUCUCAAGGCGUGACAGUUUCAUCACCCAUAGGGCCUUCUGCGAUGCACUUGCUCAAGAGAGUGCAAGAAACCUCAAUCCAACCUCAUUAAGAAGCAUUGGCAGCCAUUUAUUUGGCAGUAGCAACAUGAGCUUAGGCAUCUCCCAAAUGUCCACCGGACAUGAUCAAAACCAGCAGCAAGCAAUAUCAGCUGAUUUACUACACUUGGGUAGUGGAAGAUCUGGCCAAUUCGAUACCCUCAUUGGCUCAACCUUUCAGCCUUCCCAAACAUUGCCUUCUUCAGCUCUCUUCCUGCCCGAAUCGAGCCAUGAUAGUCAAUCUUCACAUGGGCUACCGUCGAAUAAGUCACUUCAUGGCCUAUUGCAACUUCCUGAACUUCAGAAAAAUCCCAACUCAUCUUCGUCAACAACCAGUCUGUUUAACCUCAGCUUCUUUUCGAACACUAGUGGCAUCGACAAUAACGAUAGCAUUGGCAACAGCAAUAACAGCAGUAACAUAUCUUCAUCCUUAUUGUUUCCCAAUCAUUUCAACAAUGGACAUUCCAGUGGCACUGGAGGCGGAGAAGGAUCCAGCCUUUUCUCUGCAGGUAAUCUCAUGAAUACUGAUCACAUGAGUGCUUCUAUUCCUUCCCUCUACAUCUCAUCCCUUCAAAGCCAGUCAAUCAGUGCGACACAAAUGUCUGCAACUGCACUUCUUCAGAAGGCUGCUCAACUGGGUUCGACAACAAGCAACACCAGUGCUUCACUGCUGAAAAGCUUCGGCACCUCAUCCUCAAGCGUCACAAAAUGCGAUUAUCCUCUUCAUUCCGCGACUAACUUUGGAACGAUCUUCGGGGAGAAUAAUGGGAAUCAUUUCAAUGACCUAAUGAGUUCCAUAACUGGUGGAAAUUCAUCCAUUUUCGGAGGCAACCCCGUAGGGAUCAACACUCAUCCAUAUGGUGGUAAUGAACAAGAGAAUGACUAUGGAGGAUACAGCACGACCAAUAAACUCAGCUUUGAGCAGCCAUUGGAGAAACGCCAGAGUCCAAGUUUCAGCAACAUGGAGCAAGGUAGAUUGACGAGAGAUUUUCUUGGAGUCGGGCUCGUUGGGGAGAUAGUGAGAAAUGUAAGUGGUGGAUUUGGGCAGAGAGAACAGCAACAUGGCAUGACUUUGAGCUCUAUGGAUUCAGAAGGAAAGACUGCGCCGAAAAACCAACCUUUCGGAGGCGGGCACUUUCAAUGAAGAAAAAUAUAUGAACGAGAGAAAGCAUGAAAGUACAGGAACUUCGACUUUGUUCAAGAGGAUGCUUGCUUUGUUGAUGGAGCCAAGCCAACUUUGAAGAAGGUAUAUAUAUUGAAAGACAAGUAGAAUGCCGUGAUUAUGAUAAACCUAGCAGGACAACUUGUUUAUGUAUAACUUUUGUGCAACUCUCUUUGUGUUUUCUUAAAUUUUCGGAAAAAUAGACAAGGGAGGAAUUAACUUCUAGAAAAAAGGUUUUAUAUUUUUGUUUUGGAUUA
Molecule: messenger RNA, 2570 nt
Organism: Olea europaea var. sylvestris
Lineage: Eukaryota; Viridiplantae; Streptophyta; Magnoliopsida; Lamiales; Oleaceae
Product: protein indeterminate-domain 5, chloroplastic-like
Exons: 4
Coding region: 529-2295 (588 amino acids)
Cellular component (GO): nucleus
Molecular function (GO): DNA-binding transcription factor activity
Source: RefSeq, a predicted model, not a curated record